Molecule: messenger RNA, 718 nt
Organism: Bemisia tabaci
Lineage: Eukaryota; Metazoa; Arthropoda; Insecta; Hemiptera; Aleyrodidae
Source: RefSeq, a predicted model, not a curated record
GUUUUACUUUUAAUGAUGGAAAGUGUCGGCUUGUAUAAAAGUGCUCGCAUCCGAACCAAGAGCAUCAAUCGCUUUUGUGUCUCUGAUUUGCUAACAGCAGCCACCAACAACCAACCCAAAACCACCAUGAAAUUCCAAGUCGCCUUUGUCUUCGCCGUCGUGGCUGUCUUCUCCGUCUUCGGACAGGAAUCCGCCGAGCAGGUCAGAGACAAGCGGGCCAUCUUCUUCAGCGACGCCGCCUACGGCUACGCCCCGGCCGCCUACGCCUCCGCCGCCUACGCUCCCGCCGCCUACGCUACCUACGCUGCCGCCCCUGCCGCCUACGUCGCCGCCGCUCCUGCCGCCUACGUCGCUGCAGCACCCGCCGCUGUCCCCGUUGCCGCCCCUCACACCAAGGUCGUCCACUCCGCCCCUGGCUCCUACGCCGAGUACCACUCUUUCGCCUAAGCCACUCUAUCGUGGACGAUGCCACCGAGUCUUCACUCUUUAAGCAAAAAACGCGUAACGCAAAUGGAAUUCCGUUGGCGAUACGUGGCUUUUAAGCCGACACCGAGGCGAUGCAACGGACGCUCUUAAAGUGCGGUCCGUGGUGAUUAUCAAUACCAACAGCGAUUGUGAUUUUGAUCUUCAGGUCAUGUUUCGUAGAUUGCCUGUAACAUCUGUUUAAUUUUGGUGACUCGUGGUGUACAAAUAAAACGUUUCAAAUUCAAUUAACCAA